CAAUGUCAAGUUGCCAGUGUCAAACAAAUCGAGUGCCGUGUUCUACACUUUUGUGGAUUUCAUUGUCGAUUUUAUUAGAACGAAACUCUUGUAAUUCUAAUAAGACGUUUAUUGGAUUUCAGUGAGCAUUGCGCUAAAAUGCAGAGUGUAAUAAAUACUGUGAAAGGCACGGCGCUGGGAGUAGCCGGUUAUCUUACACCGGUGUUGAAGGAAUCGAAGUUCCAAGAAACUGGUGUCCUAACUCCUGAGGAGUUUGUAGCUGCUGGAGACCACUUAGUCCACCACUGCCCCACCUGGCAAUGGGCGAAGGGUGAAGAGGCCAAGCUCAGGCCGUACCUCCCAGCUGAUAAGCAGUUCCUCAUUACUAGGAAUGUACCAUGCUACAGGCGGUGCAAACAGAUAGAGUACUGCGAGGACAAGGAGAAGGUGAUAGAGGAUGAACAUGAUGCGGACGGGGGGUGGGUAGACACACAUCACUAUGACAACAGUGGAUCUCCUACAGUUGAGGAGAAGGUAUGUGAGAUGACACUGGAGGCAGCUGACACCGGCGACAGUGACGGCGAGGGUGCCGCCGGCGACCGCGACGAUGAUGAUGAAGAGGACGACGAGGAUGGAGAGGCCGAGGAUAUGGAGCAGUUCCAGGAGUCUGGACUCUUAGAUGAAGUGGACCCAUCAACAGACCUAGCACCGCGCAAGGAACCCAAAUCGAAGCCGGAGAAGAAACCGAAGUCUGACGGAGACGAGAUCAUCCGCACGAGGACCUACGACCUCCACAUCACGUACGACAAGUACUACCAGACGCCAAGGCUCUGGCUCAUCGGGUACGACGAGGACCGCACUCUACUGAGCGUGGAGCAGAUGUACGAGGACGUGUCGCAGGACCACGCCAAGAAGACUGUCACCAUGGAGUCCCACCCGCACCUGUCCGGACCUAGCAUGGCGUCUGUACAUCCGUGCCGGCACGCAGAAGUAAUGAAGAAAAUAAUAGAGACUGUCACAGAGAGUGGAGGGGAGAUGGGAGUGCACUCGUACCUCAUAGUGUUCCUCAAGUUCGUGCAGACUGUCAUCCCGACCAUCGAGUACGACUUCACACAGAACUUCGCCAUCAACUAGAUAUAGAUGUAUGUAGUAGCUUUUGUAACGCUCGCGGCGUAGCUUCACUGUGGGUUUUUAAUCUUUUUAAUCGAUAGUGUAUGAGAAAUAGGCGGUGAUGAUUGGUUCAAGAAAUAACUGAUUGAUUAAGAUAGUGUGUGUGUUUUCGAAAAAUAUACUAAAUAAUAUCUCACACAAUACUUGCAAAUAAUAUCGCUAGAAAGAUCACAUUAAAAUAAGGAAAUAUCUUACUUGCGCAGCCAUUGCGCUAAGUAUAUGUCAGCUCGUCCACCUGAACCAAUGCAAUUUGAACUUUGUGUAUAAGAUGAUAAAGUCUCGUGCUCUUGCGCAAUUCUUGAGAACACUGCUUUCGUUGUUUCGCCGCGGUUUGUAUAGUACAGUAGUGUAGGCCAUUUUAAUAAAUAUUUUGCAAUUAAAUAUAUUAAUGUGGUAAUUGUAAUAUCAAUAUUUAUUAGUAAUUGGAAAUGUGUUAUUUAUAUAUUUUAUUAGUGUUAUUCAUUGUGAAAUUGAUUAAACAAGUCAGUGAAUGUGUUACUGAGUCUGUGCAAUGGAAAUAUAUGAAUCAAUAGCUUUAAUUGCAGCAUUUUUAUGUUUACAAGUUUUUUUUUUAAUACAGUUUGCCUGAUACCUUGCCAGAGACCGAUUACAAAUUAGUUUUUUUACAUACAGUCUUUCACAUUGUUUAUUUUUUUAGUUGUAGUUUUAGCUUUGUGUUGGAAUUCAUUCCGUAUAAACGCCAUAUAGUUUAGAUACACAAAUUAAUUGUUUAUUUAGAUAUUACGUCUAUAGUUAUUUUGUUAUUUGUAGCUUUUAUACUGGUAAUGAAACUUUGUAGGUCGCAGCUUUUCACGUUAACGAAUUUAUUUAUGUAGUUCGACAUACAUUAAUGGAUUUGUUUUUCUAGUAUAAUUAUGGUAUUAAAAAUCUAAAUUUGAUACAAUCAUUUUGCUAAAUUACUGGAUGAAACCUUUUAAACAUUUCAUACAACGCACAUACAAACAAAAUGGAACUUAAAAACAACGAUACUAUAGAUUUCAAAUACGUUGUCAAAAUAUUCGAGUUCUUGUUAUGAAAUUGGUAAUGUUUUAAUAUUGUUUUUAUAUGUUAAAUUAUAUUAUAUUAUAGAUACGUACAUGCUAUUGUUAGUUAAAUACUCCUAUGUUAUCUUACGUGUAAAUGCACCGUUUGGUUUAUUUUUGUAAUAAAAUAUAAUAUUUUGCCUAUUAA
This is a messenger RNA of Spodoptera frugiperda (fall armyworm), 2340 nucleotides long. RefSeq names its product ubiquitin-like-conjugating enzyme ATG3 (gene Atg3). The transcript is spliced from 7 exons. Gene Ontology annotation, biological process: autophagy of mitochondrion; autophagosome assembly; nucleophagy. Bases 139 to 1113 code for a protein of 324 amino acids. Gene Ontology annotation, cellular component: cytoplasmic ubiquitin ligase complex; cytosol. Gene Ontology annotation, molecular function: Atg8-family ligase activity. Lineage: Eukaryota; Metazoa; Arthropoda; Insecta; Lepidoptera; Noctuidae. The record is from RefSeq and is a predicted model, not a curated record.